AUGUCCAGCGAGAUACAACCACAUUCCUAUUACGAUGUCCUUCGACUGUCCCGCCAUGACCUCGGAGGCCUGUCGAAAGACGACAUUAGAGCCGCAUAUCGGCAGGCUCUCCUCACUCACCACCCAGACAAAGUUCCUGGCGCCAACAGAAAAGGCGUCUUGAAAGCCCACCCAGAUGAAGCGCCGAAUACUCGGUAUACUAUUGAUGAGAUUGUGCUCGCAUUCGAGACUCUUUCCGAUCCAAUCAAACGUGUUGAAUAUGAUCGGUCGCUCCAGGAUGUUGGUGAACUCGGCUGGAAACAGGUGAACGGCCAGAAAGGAACGCAUACCGGCGUAGAAGUCUACGAUCUCGAAGAUCUAGUGUACGCCGAAGUUUCGAACACCUGGUUCAAGGGUUGUCGCUGCGGCGACGAACAAGGAUACAUCUUGACGGAGCCCGACCUGGAGAGAGAGAAGCAGCAUGGAGAGCUUUACGUCGGUUGUCGAGGAUGCAGUUUGUUCAUCAAGGUCCAGUUCGCAGUCGACGAGACGUGA
Molecule: messenger RNA, 534 nt
Organism: Cladophialophora carrionii CBS 160.54
Lineage: Eukaryota; Fungi; Ascomycota; Eurotiomycetes; Chaetothyriales; Herpotrichiellaceae
Exons: 1
Coding region: 1-534 (177 amino acids)
Biological process (GO): protein histidyl modification to diphthamide
Molecular function (GO): metal ion binding
Source: RefSeq, a predicted model, not a curated record